AUGCCAAAAGCCAACAGAUCUGGGAACGGGAAUAGACUCUUUAAUGAUCUUAGAAAUAGAGUCAGGAAGUGUGUUGAAAAAUAUGAAGCAGAAGGACGCAAAGGUGAAGAUUUGUAUGAUUAUUGUUUAGCAACCGACAAAUCGCUGCUGAGAAAGAAAAAGCAUGCAAUUGAAGAAGCUUUGAAUUCUGUUCUUGAGUCGAAAUCUCAACAAGCUGGUGAAGCAAGUUCAUCCGACGAAGACGCUGUCGCAGAAUAUGCUCUGGUGAGUCGCAAGCUCCAACAUACAUGGAUAUCACAAUACAUUCCGCCCAGCUCAAUAACUAAUAUUGCUUCAUCAUCAUUUAAGCCUACACAAGAAACUAUUUCUUUGAAUAAAUCAGUAACAAAUCUCUGGAACCUGAACAAGACACCAGCAUCAAGUUGUGCUGCCUCACCAUCAGUGUCUGGAACAAGCACACCUGUUGCUCCAUCAACGCCAGCAGUUGAAACCCUCGAUGACACUGUUGUUAAUCAAAAGAAAAGACCGAAGACUAGUAGAGACGGCAAUGUGUCAUCAAAGCGCAAUAAGAGUAAUCAUGGCACCAGUAGCAAAGAGUUACCUUUCAUUCCAACUGCAAAAUUGACCGAUUUAGGCGGUAUUGAUCAGUGCAUUGAGGAAAUUAUGGAACUUAUUGCUAUGCCAUUAGCACACCCAGAAGUCUACCUUCACACUGGCGUGCAACCUCCCAGAGGUGUUUUACUGCAUGGCCCUCCUGGCUGUGGUAAGACAAAACUAGCUCAUGCUAUUGCAGGUGAAUUAGGUGUACCAUUCUUCAAUAUUUCUGCCCCAUCUAUAGUCUCGGGCAUGUCUGGAGAAUCUGAAAAGAAAAUUCGUGAAGUAUUUGAGGAAGCUAGUGAAAAUGCGCCCUGUUUGCUCUUUAUUGAUGAAAUUGAUGCUAUCACACCAAAGAGAGAAACUGCUCAACGAGAAAUGGAACGCAGAAUUGUAGCCCAAUUGCUCACUUGCAUGGAUGAUUUGUCAUGGGAGAAGCUGAAUAAUAAACCAGUUAUGAUAAUCGGUGCAACUAACCGACCUGAUUCAUUAGAUCCAGCACUUCGACGAGCUGGAAGAUUUGAUAGAGAAAUCAGUAUGGGUGUGCCUGAUGAGAAAGCUAGAGAGAAAAUAUUAUCAGUGUUGGCAGCUAAACUGAGACUUUCUGGCAAUUUUGAUUUUGCUGAGCUAGCUAGAGCUACUCCUGGUUACGUAGGUGCUGAUCUUCAAGCUUUAAUCACUACAGCUGGUGUGAUCGCUGUGAAGCGUAUAUUUAAACAUUUACAAGAAGUUGUUUUUAAAGAGCAAGCCCCACAGUCAACAGAUGUUGCAGGAGAAAUGAAGGAUAACAUAAAUCAGCAUCAAACAUUUUUGGAUACGGAUGUAACAAUGGAAGACCAAAAUGAACCACAGGUAGAGCAACCGGUCCCAACUACAUCCGUUGAAGAAUUUGAAUCGCAAUCUGCAGUUGAGCAAAUUCGUAGUAUAUCCGAGCUUAUUAAACAUAGGCAACCAUUGUCUGAAGCUCAGUUGGAGUCUCUCUCUAUUACACACGAAGAUUUUGAACAUGCCCUAAAAAAAGUACAACCCUCAUCUAAGCGUGAAGGUUUUGCAACGGUGCCGGAUGUUUCUUGGGAUGAUAUUGGUGCUCUACAGUAUGUUCGCGACGAACUUCGUAUGGCUGUUGUUGAACCUAUAAACCAUCCAGAUUUCUUUGAGCGUGUCGGUAUCACUAAUCCCGCAGGUGUUUUGUUAUGGGGCCCUCCUGGCUGUGGCAAGACUCUGUUAGCCAAAGCUGUUGCCAAUGAAAGCAAUACAAAUUUUAUAUCUGUUAAGGGCCCCGAACUGUUAAACAAAUAUGUUGGUGAAAGUGAAAGAGGUGUUCGUCAAGUUUUCGCUCGGGCUCGUGCUUCAGCUCCUUGUGUUAUUUUCUUUGAUGAAUUAGAUGCUCUUUGUUCAAGACGUGAUGAUCAGCAAACUGACGCAUCCGCACGUGUUGUUAAUACAUUGUUGACAGAGUUGGAUGGUGUUGAGAACAGAAGUCAAGUAUAUGUUAUAGCUGCAACCAAUCGACCAGAUAUGAUUGAUCCUGCAAUGUUGCGACCUGGCCGUUUGGACAAGUUGCUUUAUGUUGAACUACCCUCGCCGGCCGAGCGGUUGGAUAUUUUGACAAAAUUAAGUAAAAAGACACCAUUAUCGGAUGAUGUUUCUUUGGCUGAUAUUGCGAAUGACAGUCGCUGUGAAGGCUUUUCAGGUGCUGAUCUUGCCUCUCUUGUUAGAGAGAGUGCAGUUGCUGCCUUGAGAACUCGAUUUUUCACCUCUGGUGUUGUGAACAUGGAAGCUGCCACCAAUACAGACGCAAUUUUUGUAACUAAGAAAGAUUUUGAUACUGCCUUUACAAAAGUGUCACCUUCGGUUUUACCACAAGACAAGGCAGCGUUUGACAGACUUCGCAAAAAGUUUGGAUAG
Mycotypha africana is the source of this 2502-nucleotide messenger RNA. RefSeq names its product P-loop containing nucleoside triphosphate hydrolase protein. The coding region runs from base 1 to 2502 and encodes 833 amino acids. The record is from RefSeq and is a predicted model, not a curated record. Gene Ontology annotation, cellular component: nucleus. The transcript is spliced from 8 exons. Gene Ontology annotation, molecular function: ATP hydrolysis activity; ATP binding; RNA binding. Lineage: Eukaryota; Fungi; Mucoromycota; Mucoromycetes; Mucorales; Mycotyphaceae. Gene Ontology annotation, biological process: ribosome biogenesis.